CACACACACACACACACACAAUUUUUCCGGGAAUGUUUUCUGCGCCACAGUCUGAUUGUUGUUCUUCAGCGCUUCUCUCAACAUGAAGGACAACAUACAACUUAGAAAAACAGUCCUACCAUGGCUGUUUUCCUUGUUCAUCACCACAGGGUUUUGUGAGCAAAGAAUUCAUUGCCAGUGGGGGCCGUAUGGUGCUUGGUCUGAGUGUGAUGGCUGCACCAAAUCACAAACUAGAACCCGAGCCAUGGCUGUCUUUGCUCAGUUUGGUGGGAGCCGCUGUGGUGGGGGGCACAGUGAGACCAGGUCCUGUGAGACCACCCGAGGCUGUCCUUUGGAAGAAGGUUGUGGAAGCUGGUUCCGCUGUCUGUCAGGAAAGUGUAUUAGCCCGUCUCUGGUGUGUAAUGGAGAUCAGGACUGUGAGGGUGACAUGCAGGAUGAAGUAGACUGUCGAGUACAGAAAUACAUUGUUUGCACUGGAUCAGUUCCUCCACCAAACAUUGAACUUGUUGGACUCGGGUUUGAUGUGGUGACUGGCCAGAGGAGAGCCACUGUGAUCAAUACGAAGAGCUUCGGGGGCCAGUGUCGCCGCAUCUUCAGCGGCGUGCACAACAACAUGUACCGUUUGCCCCUCAGUACCACCCAGUUCAACUUUUUGGUGAAAGCUCAGAACGACUUCAGCGACGAGAUGUUCACCAGUGAAUGGCACUAUGCUAAAGAUAUUGUCAACAGGGAGACGGUGUCUGGGACCACCACAGGAUUCAGUAACUAUGACUUCCAUCAGAGCCACGACAGAACUCAGACCCAGAGGCUUCUGGUAUUGAACAAUGACAUCGAGGUAGCUCAGUUCCAGAGUAACUCUCCUCGAUACCUGCCAGUAUCUGAGGAGCUCUGGAAGGCGCUCAUCAAGCUUCCAUCGGUCUACGACUACUCAGCCUACCGGAGAGUUUUAGAAAGGUUUGGAACACACUACCUGUCUGAGGGAAGCCUUGGAGGCUCCUUCAAAGUCAUCACCACUCUGGAUGAGGAAAGUGAACGAAUGACGGUCUCAGAAAGUCACCAGUCUAAUGAAUGUGUCCGGACCAAACGCUGGUUUCUAAUAUUCCCCAUCACCCAUGUGGAUUGCAGAAAGAGUGAAGGUCACAGAACUUCGCCCAGUUCUCGUCUAAGCACAAACAGAGUGAUCAAAGUAGAUGUGGAAGGAGGAGGGAUCUCACAUAUCGCUGCUCUGAAGACCAUGCAGCUCAGUGAUCACGACAAAAACUGGGAAAUGUACUCCAACUGGGCUGAUUCUGUUAGGUCGUUUCCACAGAUCAUAAAGCAAAAGCUGCGCCCGUUGUCAGAGCUGGUGAAGGAGGUUCAGUGUGCUGGAGUGAAGAAGCUGUACCUGCGCAGAGCCAUCGACCAGUACUCCUCUGAGAACGACCCCUGUCACUGCCGGCCCUGCAGGAACAAUGGCAUCGCUGUCAUGAAUCGACAGGAGUGCAAGUGCAUCUGCAAGCCCAACACGUCAGGACUGGCCUGUGAGCAGGGAUCUGAGGCGGGAGGUCAGCAGGGUGUGAUUGACGGUCGCUGGUCCUGCUGGUCUGGAUGGUCAUCGUGUUCCAGGGGUCGGAGGUCACGAAGUCGAUCCUGUUCUAAUCCGACCCCACAGAACGGAGGACAAUUCUGUAUUGGAGAAUCUACUGAGACAUCUGACUGUGAAGACCAGGAACUGCAAUACCUGCAAACUAUGGAGCCUCAGUGCUUUGACCACAGUCUUCCAGAAACUCCCAAGUGUGGACCCCCACCUACUUUGAUCAAUGGCUACAUUCUGGAUCCGAAGGAUGCUUAUUAUGUGGGGAACAAAGUUGAGUACACCUGCACUAAUGAAUUCUAUCUAACCGGUCAAACCAUCAUUGAAUGCACCUCAGAUCUAACCUGGUCUGCCAGCCCUGGCCUGUGCACAGUUUCAAGGUGCACAAUUGAGUCCCUCGCCGACGGCGUCAUAGUCACUCCUUCAAAGCAGAAUUAUGGAAUAGGAGAGUCUGUUACCUUUUCCUGCCCAGAGGGUAGAGAGCUGCAGGGGGAAGCAAUCAGUAUCUGUGAUCCCAGUCUGCAUUUUUCACCGGACCCAGCAGAUGUCACAUGCAGCCAAGUAAGAACCGCAAAGUUCAAAUCUGCCUCGGCUGAAUGUAAACCGUGGGAAAAGUCAUCUAGAGGACAAUGUUUUUGCAAAAUGCCUUUUGAGUGCAGUUCCUCUGUGCAGUUCUGUGCCAAAGAUCCUGCAAGUGGAAAAUCAUUUGUUGUGAGUGCAUGCAAAAUGCAUGCACUGCAGUGUUUGGGUAAGAACUACAUCAUCGCAGAGGACAGCGCCUGCACGUGGCCCCAGCGAAUCAUAGCAAGCUGCGCAGACUGUCACAUGUGGGAGACCUGUGAUGAUGGAACUAAUGAGUGCCGCUGUAAGGAUGCUGCAGAUUGCUCGAGUCCCAGAUUAGACGUGUGUGUCCGUGUUGGGGAGGAUGGCAAUGCUGCCAAUCAGACCAUGAGUGAAUGUGAAGCGGGGCUUCGGCAGUGUAAAGGAGAAAAGGUGGCAAUUGUGGGGAUCCUGCCCUGCGCUUCCUGAGGAUUCAGAUGGUCCAUCCACCAACAGACUUCACAGACUUCACAAUGUUCUCCUAAUACGGGUGCAUCUAAAGAAAGAGAAUACAAUCUAAAAGUUAAUAUUUCAAAUUUGUUACACAAAAUUACUUUUUAAGCCGUUUGUGAUUUAUUUGACAUGGUUUUAACCAAUAAGUCGUAAAAACAAAAGAACUUCAAUCAUAAUAAUUAUCAUCAAAUUUUGAAAACACCUAAAACUUUUUUGUUUGUUCUUCACAUAAAAUACCUGACAAAACAAUUCAAUUCAAUAACAUUCAAUUUUUUUGGUUGCACCUAUGUAUCAGUAUCCAACUAUUUCUUUUAUCUUUCUGUAGAAUAACUUUUGUUGACUUCUUUACACACUUCAUAAACUCGUUUUGUAUCUGUACAAAGAAAACCAAAAUGUAUAAAAAAGACAAAUAAAUAGCAGAACACAAGUCGCGAUAAGUUUUCUUUAUAUAAUGUUUCUUUCAAAUGAAUAAUGUGAAGUAAUAGCUCCCGUUUA
This is a messenger RNA of Salarias fasciatus (jewelled blenny), 3121 nucleotides long. RefSeq names its product complement component 7a (gene c7a). Gene Ontology annotation, biological process: complement activation. The record is from RefSeq and is a predicted model, not a curated record. The transcript is spliced from 18 exons. The coding region runs from base 83 to 2602 and encodes 839 amino acids. Gene Ontology annotation, molecular function: protein binding. Lineage: Eukaryota; Metazoa; Chordata; Actinopteri; Blenniiformes; Blenniidae. Gene Ontology annotation, cellular component: membrane attack complex.